Messenger RNA from Sinocyclocheilus rhinocerous, 1552 nucleotides. Its product is annotated as microtubule-associated protein tau-like. The record is from RefSeq and is a predicted model, not a curated record. Bases 1 to 663 code for a protein of 220 amino acids. The transcript is spliced from 6 exons. Gene Ontology annotation, molecular function: microtubule binding. Gene Ontology annotation, biological process: neuron projection development; microtubule cytoskeleton organization. Gene Ontology annotation, cellular component: neuron projection. Lineage: Eukaryota; Metazoa; Chordata; Actinopteri; Cypriniformes; Cyprinidae.
AUGAACUAUCAUUGGAAAGAUAACUCCUGCUCUUCCCAAUUUGAUUUUCCAGGUAAACAAAUUCUGGAUCAGAAGUUGGACUUUAGUAAUGUCCAGUCUAAAUGUGGCUCCAAAGACAAUGUCAAACAUGUACCUGGAGGUGGCAAUGUUCAAAUUCUUGAUCAGAAGUUGGACUUAACUACUGUGCAGUCUAGGUGUGGUUCCAAAGAUAAUAUCAAACAUGUACCCGGAGGUGGAAAAGUGCAAAUCCUCCACAAAAAGAUUGACCUGACCAAUGUGCAGUCAAAGUGUGGAUCGAAAGUCAACAUUCGCCACAAACCAGGCGGAGGAAACAUUGAGAUCAGGUCUGAGAAGCUUGAAUUCAGGGCUCAGUCAAAGGUGGGAUCUAUGGACAACAUUAAACACACACCUGGAGGAGGCAACAGGAGGAUUGAGUCGCAAAAACUGAUGUUCCGUGAGCAGGCCAAAGCACGAACCGACCAUGGCGCAGAAAUCGUGUCUCUAGAGGAGUCACCACAUGGCCUGAGCACCGUCUCGUCUUCUGGCAGCAUCAACAUGGCAGACCCGCUCUCCUCUUCUGGCAGCAUCAACAUGGCAGGCCCGCCACAGCUUUCCACCCUCGCUGACCAGGUGUCUGCAUCGCUGGCCCAGCAGGGCUUGUGAUUGGACCAUACCGCCACCAAACCACGCCCCCAAACCCCGCCCCCUCCCAUCCACGUACCUGAUGGUAUUCUAACCUCUCUCUGAAAGUCAUUUUGUGGCCCAGAAAACAACGCCAAGUAACUUUUAGCAGUCACUGUUUGACUUUGUAAUACUUGAUAUUAUGUAUGAAUUUGCCUGUUCACUCGCCCUUCGCUUUAAGGCAGUGCCCACUGUGGGAAUUUAACAAUUGGAAAUUUCCUCCAACUGCCCUCCCUUGACUAUAUUUAGUAGCACAAAAUUACUUUCAUGUAUUUGUAUGGCUUUUAUUGACCAUUAUAUAUUUCCUUAUGCAUACCAUUUUUUGGUUACCACUGGACUGAGGACAGUUCAUACCGAACCCAUUUUCACUUUCAAAGAGGAUUGUUCUCAUUUUUAAAUCAGGUUCAAUUUAGAUUGAGAUUAUGAAUGAGAUGCUUAGCCGUGCUUAAAAUUAAAAUUAGAGCAUGGUAUCUUGACUUUGAGAAAGAAAGAAACUUAAAGCCCCACAGUUCACGUUUGAAAUGAUUUGCAAGGCUUAUGUGAAGAAAGACAGGUGCAUAACAGCUUUGUGCAGAAAGGUGAAAGCCGUUUAGUUCUUUUCAAUCUCACGUAUGUACUGUCGAUCAGAGAUUACACUCCACGUCUAAAACGACCAUGACAUUCAGAGUGCUUCAUAAGGAAACGUUCCUUACAGUAUUAUUCUGUGGAUGAAUAUGGGAUGUUUGUGAUAUGAAAACACUUUUUUUGUGUGCCUACUGGCAGUCUUAAAAUGUUGAUUUGAAUUAUGUCAGUGCUUCAUUGAAAAUGCCUCUCCUUUUUUGUUUGCUUGUUCUUUAAAUUGACAAUUAACAGAGCAUUGAAGUUGCAUUUU